GGUUUUAACGCGUGCCGGCGCCACCCAGACUAGGACCCUACCCAAACGCCCGUUUGCCUCCUCAUCUCUGUUCCUCCACGCGGUGCAUACGCGCAUGCGCGAGCAGCAGACGCGGAGGAGCGGCCAUGUUUACAAAAGCAGCCGCUGGGGCCGCGCAGCCGGUUCGCGCUACCCGCCGGCUGUGCCCGUGUGCAACGGCGUUUCCGCGGACCGUGAAUGGUGCCGGAAGACACGACUUGCACGGCGUACCGCGCAGAUCUCUAUGAAAGGACCGACCAAACAGUUCGGAGGAAACAACCAUGAAACUCAUUCGCUGGGUAGAGGUGCACAUCGGCCGGUCACGCAAGAGGUCCAAAAAGACACCCACAAAGCAACAGGCGUCGCCCCAAUGCAGCUUCCCGUCUGAAAAGUGCAUCUCACCGCUGCAUACGACCGCUGAAGACGAAGGCACCUCACAUUUAGGAUGCCAUGCCCGCCUAGAAGUGGAGCCGCGAACCAGCAAUCUGCCCAAGCUAUCAGUGCACAUCCGCACCAGCUUUCUGGGUCAGACGUCGCCGGCAGACGCGCGCCAGAGGAGCGGCAUCAAGACAAACCCGUGGAUUGCGUCUUCGCGAAGCCCCUGCGGAAGCAGCUCGGCAGACUCCGGUUGGGCCGGAUCGCACUCCUCCACCGGCUCCGAGGGCGAUUAUGGGGAUAUGAGCCUGCUGCUGCCGCCGCGCGAGCCUCGCGACCAUUGGUCCUCGAUGGGAUCGCUGCGUAGCCGCGCGCCUUGCGACUCGAGCAUUCAGGCCGGUUCUCCGCUUCGUCUUCGCACAUCGUGGGCCUUGGACCGGCGACCAUCGCCCCUCACUGGAUCCAGGGACCUGUGCAUGACGACGCAGCUAACGGAGUCGGCGAGACAGCAGCGGGGUGAAACCUGUAUCGCCCGUCGAGCAUUGACGGGUACCCGCAUCAGCGACAGUAGCGACGACGAGGCCUACUCUGAGGACUUCCUCCAGUCCGAGGGUAGCAGCGACGCGGUGACCGUUGUGAAAGCUGGAACACCGCAGACUGACUCGGCUUGUGACCCUGGAAGCAGCUGCACCACGACGCCCCUAUCUGAGUGUUCCUCACAGCUACAAACAACUGAGACGUUUGCCGACAAAGUACGGCGUCUGCAAGCCCAAAGGGUGGUGGUCGAGCAGAAGAUCCACGAGGCCCGUAUCGAGGAGCAGGCUUCACGCGAUCAGAGGAUUCAACUCCACCGCGAACUGAUGCACUUCCGCAGGCUUACGCUGCUGCACUCAUUGCAGGAGUUGCGAUCCGAUCUCGAGCAGCGCACAGCUUCCGAGGCUGCGCACGGAGGGCGGCAUUGACAACAAGUUCGUUGCUUGAGGCUGAAAAGUACACGUGUUUGACGCUGUACACAGGACAAUGUGUGACCGGCUAUUUCGCACGAGUUUAUCUGGCGUACUAACGUCGUGUCUAUACCGUAGCGCUGUAUUCAGAUAACUGGCAGGUCCACCUACAGGAAGAAGCCUUGACUUCCCAACGCAUUCCACGUAAAGAUUUUAUUUGUCCGUAAUGGGUACAACGCGCAGUGUGGUACAGUCUCGUUAGAACAACAUUGUAAGAUCAAAUCAUCGCUUAGUUGCAUUCAUUAGAUAUCUUGAAUAUAGCUGUUCUGAAAGGGGUCAUGUUUUCGCAAUGCAGCUUUAUGUUUUAUGUACCGGGUACAUAAAACGUCCGCACUGUAAAAUAUGAGUAAAUUUUAGGGUCUCAAUAUCUUAUAAAUAUGUUCUUUUUUUCAUUUA
Messenger RNA from Dermacentor albipictus, 1793 nucleotides. RefSeq lists its product as uncharacterized. Lineage: Eukaryota; Metazoa; Arthropoda; Arachnida; Ixodida; Ixodidae. The record is from RefSeq and is a predicted model, not a curated record.